This is a messenger RNA of Arctia plantaginis, 267 nucleotides long. The record is from the annotation of a GenBank genome assembly. Lineage: Eukaryota; Metazoa; Arthropoda; Insecta; Lepidoptera; Erebidae.
AUGACACAUCCACCCGCGCGAGCUGGCCCAGGCGCCGAGCCUUCCUCGAGACCCGCGAUUGCGUUUUUUGAAUUGAAGCACGCCUUGUCAGCUCAAGCGCUGAGAACCAAGCAACAGGAGCGCCUUCUGCUAUCGGUGUUGCCGCGCCACGUGGCAAUGGAGAUGAAGGCUGAUAUCGCAUCCCAGCCACGCCAAGAGCAGUUCCAUAAGAUCUACAUCCAACGCUAUGAAAACGUCAGGUUAAGGGAUGAAAAUAAUUCUUUUUAA